Trifolium pratense (red clover) is the source of this 390-nucleotide messenger RNA. Its product is annotated as serine acetyltransferase 3, mitochondrial-like. Bases 1 to 390 code for a protein of 129 amino acids. The transcript has a single exon. Gene Ontology annotation, cellular component: cytosol; cytoplasm. Gene Ontology annotation, molecular function: L-serine O-acetyltransferase activity. The record is from RefSeq and is a predicted model, not a curated record. Lineage: Eukaryota; Viridiplantae; Streptophyta; Magnoliopsida; Fabales; Fabaceae.
AUGCAAGAAGAAGCUAAAAUUGAUGUCACUGUUGAACCAAUAUUGUCUAGUUACUAUCAUGUUUCAAUCUUGUCACAAAAAUCACUGGAAACUGCUUUUGCCAAUCACCUUUCAGUCAAACUAAGCAGUGUAAGUCUUCCUAGUACAACACUUUCUGAUCUUUUUGUUGGUGUUUUUGAAUCUGAUAAAGAAAUUAUGGAUGCUAUGAAAAAUGAUUUGAUAGCAGUUAAAGAAAGAGAUCCUGCUUGUAUAAGUCAUGUGCAUUGUUUCUUGAUUGUAUCUUCAUUGCUUUGUGCUACUUCUUGUUGUAAAAGUUGUAGCAUUCUAGCUUCAAGUGAUUGCAAGAGGUGUUCAAGCUCCAUCACAAACUCUAUGGCACCGUCGGCUUGA